This is a messenger RNA of Polistes dominula (European paper wasp), 1054 nucleotides long. RefSeq lists its product as uncharacterized. Lineage: Eukaryota; Metazoa; Arthropoda; Insecta; Hymenoptera; Vespidae. The record is from RefSeq and is a predicted model, not a curated record.
AGUCUAAUAUUAUCUUUACUAUAGAGAAACCCUCUACAGUAAAUUGGUGCCGAAACCCGGGAACGUCCGCGUAAAAAAUAAAAAAAUAAUACAAAAAACUAAAAUAAAAAAAAAUAAUAAAGAGAAUAAAAAAUGGCGCAACCAACUAGCGAAGCCGACGUGAACCGUGCCGAUAUUUACACAAAGAAAAUCAACGCCUGUGAGUUUAGAAAUGUAACGCUUCCAGCUUUUUGGAAAGAGGAACCAAAUUUAUGGUUCGUAAUUUUGGAAAAGGAAUUCGCGGCGUACAACAUUAAAUCGGAUGAUGUAAAGGUUUCAGCGGUGGUAAGGAAUUUGGAUACCACGCUGGUAAAAGAGGUAUACGACAUCUUAACAUCUCCCCCCGAGCAAUGUACGUACACACAUUUAAAAGAAGCAUUAAUACACAGACUAACUAAAUCCGACGAACAACGGCUAAGGCGAUUAUUAAUGGGUGAUAAGAUCCUAGAGAGAGAGCGUCAGCCGAAAACGGCCGCAAUUUCGGAAGAAGCGCCAAUACGAAGUGUCGCUCAAACAAUAACAAAUCGCGAGGUAGCAGAAUUGAGGCGGGAAAUCGCGCAACUAACAGAGAAGAUAGAAAAAUUGAUGCGCGGCAGAAGAAAAUACCGAAGUUUUCGCAGAAGAUCCCGAAGUCGAAGCCGAUCGUCAAGCACUCACCGAAACAAGGACGGCCUAUGUUACUAUCACUGGAAAUUCGCAGAACGAUCGUGGAAGUGCAGAUCCCCGUGCAAGUGGACAGGCCCGGAUAAAAGAAAGCAUUCGAAAAACUAGUGCAAGUGUCUCAAAUAGAGGCGGUUGACGACGCGACGAAAAACCUGCACCUCAUGGUAAAUGAUAGGAAAACAGGAGCAUGUUUUCUAAUAGACACUGGUGCAGACGUCUCAGUGAUUCCACGUACUUCGUUAAAUGAAACCAAAGACAAUACGUGUAAGUUAUAUGCGGCAAAUGGUGCAGAAAUAGAGACAUUCGGAAAAAAAACCUUUAAACUUAAAUCUUGGACUUGGUCGAGAUUUUU